CAUUCUUAUCCGUUUUUAUCAUCGAGAGAGAGAGAGAGAGAGAGAGAGCCAGAGAUGGCGACACUGUGCAUCUCCUCGUCGGUCACGUUAUCCUCAUUUGCUUCUUCUUCUUCUUCUUCUUCUUCUUCUUCUCCUCACAAGAAUGUGAAGAGUAUUAUCAAAAACCCAUUUUUUGGGUUCUCCUGCGCAUUAUCAAAGCCCUCGAUUCGGACCUCGCUGCCUUUUAGUAAUAAUACCAAGCGGAGCUUCCAGGUUCGGUGCCAGGACCUCUCUCUCGUCCCCAGAGAGCAACGGUGGAUGUUCGAGGAGUCCGAAGUCAAUGGCCCUGACAUUUGGAAUAAGACAUGGUAUCCCAAGGCUGCUGAUCAUGUGAACACAGAGAAACCGUGGUACAUCGUUGAUGCUUCGGACAAAAUUCUCGGAAGACUAGCAUCAACCAUUUCCAUUUUUAUCCGUGGGAAAAAUCUGGCUACCUAUACACCCAGUGUGGACAUGGGGGCAUUCGUGAUUGUGGUAAAUGCAGAAAAAGUUGCUGUGUCCGGUAAGAAAAGGACCCAAAAGCUCUACAGGAGGCAUUCGGGACGACCGGGUGGCAUGAAAGUGGAAACAUUUGACCAAUUACAGCAGAGAAUUCCGGAGAGAAUUAUUGAACAUGCUGUUCGUGGUAUGCUUCCCAAGGGAAGGCUUGGCAGAGCACUGUUCAACCACCUAAAGGUUUACAAGGGCCCAGAUCAUCCACAUGAGGCCCAGAAGCCCAUUGAACUGCCCAUAAGGGACAAAAGGAUACAGAAAGAAAGAUAGAGAUUAGUUGCAUGCUUCAGCUCCCAUGUAGAAUUUCUUUUCUUUUCUUUUCUUUUUUCCCUCUUUCUGAGCAUGGUUAUUUUUUGUGAUGUAUCAUUCCAGUCCUCUCUGCUUCCUGGGUAUGUUGUUGUCAUCUGAUUAGGAAAAAAAAAAAGAAAAAAAAAAAGCAGCUUAUUUUGUAUUUAUGAGUUUCUUUAUAUAUAUUUUGACCUCUCCAUCUUAAUAUAUUUCUCAUUUAUGCUUUUAUCCCAGCCGAUAAAAUUCU
Molecule: messenger RNA, 1066 nt
Organism: Corylus avellana
Lineage: Eukaryota; Viridiplantae; Streptophyta; Magnoliopsida; Fagales; Betulaceae
Product: Ribosomal protein L13 family protein
Biological process (GO): negative regulation of translation; translation
Cellular component (GO): cytosolic large ribosomal subunit; ribosome
Molecular function (GO): mRNA binding; structural constituent of ribosome
Source: RefSeq, a predicted model, not a curated record